UGUAAUCAAUAGUUUAUUUGUAGUAAGUAGUUUAUUGUUUUUGCUUUUUUUGGCUUCUCAUUUUUUUAAAAUCAUUUUUUAGGUAUUUAGUUUUAUUAUGUUUGCCUUAGGUAUCAGUGCCUUAGAUACAUUACUUAAAUAUGGUACAAUAUUACAAUUAGCACCACCAGCAAUAUAUGGAACGGUUAUAUUUACUGGAUUACUUGGUAUGAUAGCUGCAGCUGUUGGAUUUUUUGGUUUAUGGAAAAAAAUGAAAAUUAUCGCCUUUGUGCAUAUGAUUAGUUUAGGUAUAGCAACAUUGAUGAAUAUAAGUAUUGGUAUUGCAGCAGCAGCAACUCAAGAUAAAUAUAAAACAGAUGCUCAACAAUCAUUACUCAGUUCUAUUUCAAGUUAUAAUCAAAGUCAAUAUUCAUCGGAAUUCGAUAAAUUACAUACUACUUUCUAUUGUUGUGGAGCUAAUUCAUACAAAGAUUUUAAAACGUAUAACAUGAAGAUACCACCGUCUUGUAGAGUUGGUGAAUUGACCUAUGCAACAGGUUGUAUUGAAGAACUUUAUGUUUUAUCACAGCUAUACUUCAAGGUGCCUAUUUGGGUAUUUCAAUAUGGAUGAUUCGUAAAUCGGAUGAUGGAGUAGCUUUCGCUGCAUAAACAUUGUAUUGAAGAAGAAAAAAAAACGUUUCAUUUCGUUUUGGUUUAAACAAUUCAAAAACAGACUUCAUUUCUAAGAAGAUAUCAUUCACUACUUAAUGAAUUCACUGAAGAUAAUAAAGAAAAACUAACAAAAAUAUCAAUUUUUUUUAUUCUCAUUCGAUAUUGAUUCUGACACCUUUUCUAGGCUGAACACAUUCAUAGCGGGUUGAUUGUUUCUUAGUAAAAACAAAAAAAAAACACAACAACAACUGAUCUUAUCAACAAUAAAUGUAAAAUGGAUGUUAUUUAUUAUUCUAUCCAUCAAUCUACCGAUGACUGAAUA
Molecule: messenger RNA, 973 nt
Organism: Schistosoma curassoni
Lineage: Eukaryota; Metazoa; Platyhelminthes; Trematoda; Strigeidida; Schistosomatidae
Source: the annotation of a GenBank genome assembly